AUGGCCACUGAUGCCGGGCUUCCGAGCUUUGAUAGAGAACAUAUUUUGUCGGAAUUUGAUGACCCAGAGCGGCAGAGUCUAAUUGCGAGCAUCGUUAGGCAAGAUCCAAAGCUGGCGAAUAUCGCUGGGGAAAACGACCCCGAUACAUGCGGAUAUGACCUUCGAAACGAGCGACUCCGAAAGUUCCCGGCCGACGUGCCGAAAAUCUUCGCUGGACGGAAGUCUGCCUCGCAGGAUGAGACGGUGGACCCUCUUCCGGAAGCCGAAGCAGCGGACACAAUACUCGGAAAACGGGAUUACGACCAAGUCCUUGAGAAAGCCCCCGCCAAGAAGCAAGUCAAACGUGAGCUUCCUCUUAAGGAGACGGCUUUGGCGCGAGACAAAGACCGCUGCGUCCUGACCAAGCAGGGGCGGACAACCCUCCACGUCGCCCACAUCGUGCCAUUUAAACUCCACAAGAGUGACAGGGCGGACGAUUGGCUCUGGCUAAAGUACUUAAGAAAGCCUCUGCUGUCAACAUCGGAGUCCGCAGUUAAGAGCAAGGAUGAUGAUGAUGAACUUGACGGGGAGACAAACGCCAUGGAGUGGACCGUUGCGCGAAUCUUUGUGAGCGUAGUCGCCUCAGACACGGGGCUGGCUGGGUGCGACAUAGUGUGGCUUCAAUCUAGACAGGAUAGUUAG
Penicillium waksmanii is the source of this 681-nucleotide messenger RNA. RefSeq lists its product as uncharacterized. The record is from RefSeq and is a predicted model, not a curated record. Bases 1 to 681 code for a protein of 226 amino acids. The transcript has 3 exons. Lineage: Eukaryota; Fungi; Ascomycota; Eurotiomycetes; Eurotiales; Aspergillaceae.